CAAUACCACAAACAUGAGACCUAGAACGACGAGCAGCGCUGGCUCAAUGGCGCGACUAGCGGAUUAUUUCGUCGAGGUGGUCGCUGAGCCAGCGGGUAAAUAGACCAUACACUUUCUCAGUCAAAAAUGUACUUGUGUGGCUGACGGUAGGCCAUUGGUUUCCUUUAGUGCAGCAGGAUGAGGAUUUUGAGCGGAAAAUCGUGACACGGAUCCCUUCGAGCGACCAUCCGGACUUUGCUCUGCCCGAUGGGGUGCCAUUCUUUUGUAUCCCAGAGAGCAAGGCAUUCUUCAACCCGACAGUCUACGAGCGCAAGCCCACGUUCUUCUCGUUUAUACUUACGGGAGGAGAUGGUAUCCAUGCAUACGGCUUUGCCUUGCACUUCUUCGAAGAAUACACGACUGCGGGUUGGUUCGAGUUGGGGGAUUGCAGCGUUGAUUUUCUUCUAAUGGUUGUGUCGCUGCAGCUACGGACUGGAGACCCCGUGUAGUGUGCUUGAUUUCACAUCACCCAUUUUUCUCACUCUUCAAGGAAAUUGUCAGUUGGAUGUAUCGAAGUCGAAACUUGAAGCCGGAAUACUCACUUGUACAGACCAAGAUCGCGCAUGCCUGUGAAGAUCGCAGCUGGUUCCUGUCGCCCAGGCAUGCAUCACCAGUAUUGCCAACUCAGGAGCAUCUCAAUUUCAACAGCAGGAGCUCUAUUGACCGAAUCCGUGCUUCAUCUCCUGGCUGGAAAGAUGGUCGUGACAAUAGCAGCAACUGGAUCCGUGGUUUGUACUAUCGUAUCCUCCCGCAGUUGAUACGGAACGCAAGUCGACCUCUUCCAGGUAGGGCCUUGGAUAUCCGGAUGCAUGGACGAGCUUUCUUCCGCUACCACGUGCAACGGGGAAAAGCUGUGCACCUGGAUGACUAUUGCUUCCAGAUGCUGUUUCAGUGUUUGAGUCUGAAAAACGUCAUUUACAUCGUCAACUGUUUGCUACUUGAACAGCGCGUACUGGUCCACUCAAGUGUACGACCCAUUCUUUAUUCCCCCAUUAUGGUUGUGCACGCGACUAAACCUGCUUACUUGUGGUUUGUGCUUCAGCACCAAGGCCUUCUCACUCCAAUUUGCGAGGCGCUUUGUGCACUACUGUUUCCAUUCAAUUGGAAACAUGUUUUUAUUCCUUUCCUGCCCGUCAAGUUGAUCGAAUACCUCCAGGCUCCUGUACCAUAUUUUAUCGGGCUGCAUACGAACUCGUUGGCUACGCGAGUGGGCGCUGAAAUGUUUGCGUCGUGUGUUGUUGUACAUUUGGACAAGGAUAAAGUCGUAUCCCCGAUAUUUUCGCGAGUCGAUGAUUAUCCUGUCGAAUUCGUAUUACCUCGACUACCUUCAAAGGAAGUUGCUGCCCUCCUUACAGCGCUUGAGAACAUAGUACCCAGUCCCAUUGGACACACUCUACCUGUCCAGAAGAAUCCUACCCCAGAAUCUCCACAAAAUGAUUCAAAUACAGUUAAUGAGGUGGAACUUACGUUUGAUGAGGGACCGCUUGGAAUAACUUUCGAGUCCACACAUCUUCGUCUUUUAGCAGCAAGUAAUUUCAAUCCUGAAAGGCAGUUGGGCGGGUCUGCAGUCGUGAAGGCGCUACCACGGCUUCAUAAUGGAGCGGUAGGACCAGCAGAGCGUUCCAGGCUGAUCUCCGCUGGAAGUUUUCUGAUCGGUAUCAAUGGUCAAUCCACACUAGACUUGACGUUCGAAGAAACCAUCGACUACUUGCGUCGUGCCAGCCGUCCAAUCCGUCUACGGUUCUUGAAUGCAACGCUGCCUUACGAGAAUGCCUGCCAUUUUGCUGAGCGACUUCACGCGUUGUCCCUGGUUUCAGCGCUACAGACUGUGCACGAGAACCAGUUGCUUCCGUGGGUGGAUACGCUUCGUGGGGCUUUUGCUGCAAUGUUUGCUAGCAUUUUCUGCGACUACCGACGAUACAUCGACGUUCGUCACCAGGAGUCCGAUAUGAAUGACCCCUCUUGCAGACAGCAUGCGCUACCGACACCAGAGCAGUUUGGCCGGUUACGACGCCGUUCGUCUGCAUUAGCUUUAUGUGUACAGUUCGACUACAACAAUUUCUGUAACGCGGUGCCAUCCAACCAGAGAUUCCUGAGCGAGUUCACACAGACGCAAUGCUUUGCUGACUUUAUCAACGAGAGUGUCAUUGGCACCGCUGCAUCUCGGCCUCGUGGUGGAUCCACGCCACUGGAACUUUUCCAAGAGUGUAUACAUUUAAUUCGUGAAUCGAGUAAUGGGAGGGCGGCCGUCAUGCUUCUGUUUGAGCGAGAUGCUUCACCAGUGGAGUCAACGGUACUCGAUCUUCCGAUGGAAAGUGGUGUGGGGACACCAGGGUUCAAUUACUUAAACGAUGACGAAAACUGUUCCAGCAAGUCCAACCGCAUGUUUGAGCGCACUCGAGCAAGCUCGGCAUCUGCUGGAUCACCUCUGUCGUCUUCCCCUUCAUUGCCGUUCGAGGGGAAAGUGAAUCCACUUGCCGCUGUACAGGAACUAGAACUGGGAUCUCCAGAGCAAGAUGGCAUCGUAGUACCAUGAGAAACCCUUCCGUAUAAUAGUUGCGUUACCCAACUAUUUAUUCGUAGUACAGUGAUGCCGAAUACGUGCACAACGCAUUUUCAUUUAAAUGAAUACAAGUUAUCAGUUAUUCGUGAG
Messenger RNA from Phytophthora nicotianae INRA-310, 2692 nucleotides. RefSeq lists its product as hypothetical. The transcript has 5 exons. Gene Ontology annotation, biological process: regulation of Rab protein signal transduction. Gene Ontology annotation, molecular function: protein binding. The coding region runs from base 545 to 2575 and encodes 676 amino acids. The record is from RefSeq and is a predicted model, not a curated record. Gene Ontology annotation, cellular component: cytoplasmic vesicle. Lineage: Eukaryota; Oomycota; Peronosporomycetes; Peronosporales; Peronosporaceae.